Saprolegnia parasitica CBS 223.65 is the source of this 2015-nucleotide messenger RNA. RefSeq lists its product as hypothetical. Lineage: Eukaryota; Oomycota; Saprolegniomycetes; Saprolegniales; Saprolegniaceae. The record is from RefSeq and is a predicted model, not a curated record. The transcript has 3 exons. The coding region runs from base 1 to 1437 and encodes 478 amino acids.
AUGGAGCUUUCGAACGCCGAGAACGCCCUUCGCAGCCUCCUGCGCCGGGAGCAGCUCCCGCCCCAUGUCAUCGACGCGGCCAACGCGCUCCUAGCGGCGCCGUCGUCGGCCGCCUACGUCGACGCCAUCCCGACCUUCUUGGUCGACGCCGAGAAGCCGCGCUGGGAAGUCCUCGCCGUUGGCUUUGUGCUCGCGACCGACUUUGCCAAAGACGUGGCGGCCCACGACAGUGUGCGCCCGAUCGUGCUUGCGCAGUGCCAUGCGCAUUUGGAGAACCUCGAGCCGCGUGUGCGACGGCUGGUCGGGAAGGCGCUCGGCGCGCUCGCGUCGGUCCUUGGCGUCGGCCUGUACCGCGAGUUUGCGGCCGAGCUGCGCGAGAUCGUCGAGUGCAACAUUACGCGGUCGCCCGAGUUUGAAGAGGUGAACGAAGAAGAGUACUUUGCGUACUUUGACACGUCGAUCCCGCUGGCGUCGCCGCUCUCGACGCCCAAGUCGCCGCACCGCCUCGACGACAUCUCGGGCUUCAAGUCGCUCGAGACGUGCCUCCUCACGAUCAAGUACAUCGUGCACGGCCUCGGCCCGGCCUUCCUUGAGCUCCUCCCCGAAGACAACUUUGGCUUUCUCUCGUCGAUCGUCGUGCGUAGUGUCCGCCAUGGCAACCGCCACGUCCGCAACGUCGGCUUUGAAACCAUCUACUCGCUCUCCAAAGGUGUGCUGCCGUCGGGGUACCUCACGGCGCACCCGACCGUCGGCGCGACCAUCACCGACUGCCUCGUGCGCGGCCUCCAGGAUCCGUGGAGCGAGGUGCGGCUCACCGCGUCGCAGGCCACGCGCGCCUUUGUCAACCUCUGCACCGCCGACGAGCGCGUGACGCACUACCCCAAGCUCAUCCCUCGCAUGGCCCUCAACCGCCACUACGUGGCCGAAGGCGUCAAACAGUACUCGCGCGACACGUGGACCAAGCUCCUCGGCGCCGACGGUCGGCGCAUCGUCGCCACGUACGCAGCCGAGUGCGUCGCUUGCUACGUCGACGCGUCCGACGCCGACAAUCCGUUUGUGCGCGAGGCCGCGUGCGUCUGCAUCGGCGAGCUCGCGGCGCGCGUCGACGCCGACGCGGUCCGUCCGUUCGUCGACGACCUCCUCCUCGCCUGCCGCGUCACGCUCCAAGACGACGUGUUUACGGUCAGCGACGCGGCGUGCAGCGCCUCGUCGCACGUCGUGCUCGCGUUUCCGACCGAGGCGCGUAGCUGCGUCGACAAGCUCAUCAAGUGGUGGACGGUCCACUUGUCGGACGACGUGUGGUCGGUGCGCGAGAAUGCCGCGAUUGCGCUCGGGACGUGCGCGCGGGCCUACGCGACCGAAGACCCGGCGCUUCUCGACUCGAUUGUGGCGAUUGCGGCAUCGUUUUGCCCAAGGCGAAGGAGCAGCCCGCGAUGACGCAGGCCGCGUACGAAGCGCUCAUCAAGGCCGAGACCGCGCACAUGGGCAAGCAGCGCUUCUCGUGCUGCUCGUUCGAGCCGCGUCAGGUGAAGCGCCAGCUGCACGACUGCGACGACCACGAUGCUGGCCACGCGCUCUGGGCGCACACGGACGGCGGCAUUUACUUGGUGCGCGAGCUCUGCGACGUGCCGGCGACCCAAGCACGUGCGAUUGAGCUCUUCCCGCUGCUCGUGGACGCUGCGAUUUUGCGCCACUUUCCGCAAACUGGCGUGCUGCAAGAGACGCUGUGGAAGCAGCUGCCGGCCAUCGGCCACAGCCUCGGCAAGCAGGUCUUUAAGCGCCACAUUGAGCUCUUCUUUGAUCCGCUGGCCAUGACGCUGCAAGGCUCGCACCGGCUCGCGCGGUUCGCGGCUGUCGACUGCGUCAAGCAGCUGAGCGCGCUCAUCGGGCCGAGCAUCUUUCGCGGGCGCCUCGAGGCCAACGACCUCUGGAUGCAGCACAUUGCUCCGCACAUGGAUGCACCCAGAUACUAGCCUUGGCUUUCAUUUUUGCAUGGCAUAAGCUCGAAUAUAUCG